Molecule: messenger RNA, 903 nt
Organism: Trichoderma reesei QM6a
Lineage: Eukaryota; Fungi; Ascomycota; Sordariomycetes; Hypocreales; Hypocreaceae
Exons: 1
Coding region: 1-903 (300 amino acids)
Biological process (GO): regulation of store-operated calcium entry
Cellular component (GO): endoplasmic reticulum membrane
Source: RefSeq, a predicted model, not a curated record
AUGCUCCUUCAAAAACUGUCUCUCAUCCUCUCCCUCCCCCUCCUCGCCCUCUCCGCCCGCCCAAAGAACGCAAUCCUCCUCUCCGAAGUCCGCUCUCUCACCCUCCGCGGCAACGGCGCAAAAACAACCUCCCGCCGCGUCGCCCCGAUCCCUCAGCUCAAAUGCGUCUCCUCAAAGGCCGUCUGCGACCUCUUCCCCAUCGACGUCAUGCGCUGCACAAACCAGGGCUCCUCCUACGGCUCUGAAGACAUCGAAUGGAGCUGCACCGCUUCUCUACCGGAAGAGUUCAAGCUUGGCAGCACAGAGGUCAUCUGCGAGGGAUACUCUUCCCCCGAUGACCCCUAUGUUCUCAAGGGUAGCUGUGGCGUCGAGUACAGGCUCUUACUCACCGAUAAAGGCGAGCAGCGGUAUCCCGACGUUGCGAACAGUGGCCGCUGGUUCAGCAAUGGAGAAGGAGGCACGGAUUGGGGCGGCUGGCUUUUUGCAUUCAUCUUCCUCACAGUCCUCGGGUGGAUUCUCUUUUCAGCAUGGCGCAACGGCACCAACGGACAGAACAGAGUCCCUGGUAGAGGAGGUAACGGAGGAGGAUGGGGAGGCGGCGGCGGCGGCGGUUGGGGACCGGGUUGGGGACCUGGAAACGACCCUCCCCCGCCUUAUCCCGGAACGAAACCCGAUCAAGGGCAGCAAGGAUGGAGGCCUGGAUUCUGGACGGGGCUGGCUGGAGGAGCAGCCGCUGCAUAUCUAGCAGGGAAUCGAAACAAUCGGCGGGAAGAACGGUAUCCGUCACAAGGAUGGGGAGCUGGACCCUCUUCGCGAUCCUUUGCGUCUGGUUCGGGCUCAAGUUCCGCUUCCAACUCGCCGCGGUACGAAAGCACGGGGUUUGGGUCAACACGACGCAGAUAA